Messenger RNA from Orussus abietinus, 8000 nucleotides. It is a transcript of the gene Ypel, whose product is annotated as protein yippee-like 1. NCBI's taxonomy places the organism in Eukaryota, Metazoa, Arthropoda, Insecta, Hymenoptera, Orussidae. The record is from RefSeq and is a predicted model, not a curated record. The coding region runs from base 464 to 808 and encodes 114 amino acids. The transcript is spliced from 5 exons.
GCCAGGGGACGCGACAGCCUCGCCGUCCGCGCGAGCUCAGUGAUGGUCAGAACGAGCCGUUGCACUUGGGUGGCACGCGCGAGGACAAAGCCGUGAGAUCCGGGCCGCCACGUCGGACUCGUCGGCGUCGACCGAGAGGUGGCCCGCCGGCGCUGGGCCACGGGCACCCCUAGAGGGCCAAGUCUCGGGGAGGCCGCAGCCACGGAUGCAUAUGGAGGUGUCCCCGACCCGGCGGCGUCUGAACCAGCUCGACAGCUGAUCGUCGUGCGGAGCGGCGGUGAACGGGCCCGCGUCCGCACCACCGACCCCCCACUCCUGCGCCCGUCACGGGCCCUGGGCCCGACGAAUCAGGGGGCGCGCCGACCUUGGGGGGAGGGGGCCCUAGGGCCCCGCAAGACCGGCGGGGACCGGGGAGGCUACCUUGGCUCCGGGACUCUCCGCCGGCAAGGGACGACGCGCCAUCAUGGUGAAGACCUUUCAGGCGUACUUGCCCUCCUGCCACCGCACUUACUCGUGCAUUCACUGCCGCGCUCACCUCGCCAACCACGACGAACUCAUCUCUAAGUCCUUCCAGGGCAGCCAGGGUCGUGCCUAUCUCUUCAAUUCCGUGGUUAACGUGGGUUGUGGUCCCGCGGAGGAGCGAGUCCUGUUGACGGGCCUCCAUGCUGUGGCCGAUAUUUACUGCGAGUGCUGCAAGACCACCCUGGGGUGGAAAUACGAGCACGCGUUCGAGUCGAGUCAGAAAUACAAGGAGGGCAAGUUCAUAAUCGAGCUGGCCCACAUGAUAAAGGAGAAUGGAUGGGAAUGAGCGAUCGCCGUGGAGUCGGUGUCGGUCGCGGUCCCGGGCGGAGGAGAGCGACCGGGCGACGUCGACGCCAUCCUGAGGAGCCUCCUCCCCGUGCCCCCCGUCCCGCCCCCGACGAGCCACCAACGAAAGUCUGUGAUUUCAUUUGUGAUUUCUAAUCUUAGUAACGUUUUUGCGUUUCUCCCUCGGGACGCGACGAUUUCCGGGGCCGUUUCUCACAUCCGCCUUUGAUUUCCUCCGACACCGACUCGAGCUCGGCCACGGGGACGCCGGUCCGCGACGCCGGCGGAUCGUGGCCCAAGUAUUGUAAAGAAAUUAUUUUUCAAAAAGCGACACACGUACACAGAGAGAGGGAGAGAGAGAGAGAAAGGAAGAGGAGCAAGAAGAGGAGGCGAAAGAACGUUCAAGAUAGAGCCAGGACGCGAAGACGACGAGGGCGCGAUGGCGCCGACAAGAUGGCCGCCGUCGUCCUCGCUCCGAGCCGUGGGGUGCCCCCCAACUGAUUUUAAUUUAUUGCCGAGCCGCGAUAAAACAGAAAUUUUAACGCGCGGGGCACCCCAUACGCCCACGACGUCACCGACCCCCCGGCGAGAAGGCGGCAGCGUCGCGGCGGAGGGGAAGCCCUCCCGGCGGGUCGUGGGGUGCCCCCGACGGAUAUUCGGGUCGCCGCCCGUUCGCGGCGAUUCGAGGGAUUUUACCGCAAGGGGCACCCCGCACCUAACCUACGUCACUGAGCCCAGGCAAGAUGGCGGCGGUGUCGCGGCGAUCGAGAGCCAGGGAGUCGUGCCGAUCCCCGAAAACCUCGCGAAAAGGGUUAACACCCGAGUAACGUUUCUAGGCCUCUGGGUCUGGACAAAAUAGCGGCGUCACGGCGACCGGGAAGAGCCGGAGGAAUCUCGCGAACAGCCUGGUUGGUUAUCGUUACAACGCCUCUGGGUCUCGGCAAGAUGGCGGCGGCGGAGGCUCGGCCACUGGAGGGACCUGAUGACAAACCGCGGACGAAGAACUCGAGACUAGCGAGUCGAUUUCGACUCGUCGCCGGUUACGAAGUUCGAUCUCACCUCACCUGCCCAGGGUGCACCCGAAGGCCCGAAAGGGACGACCCGUUACCUGUCUAAGAGGAUAUCCGGCCAAUCUCACCUGUCGCGGACUUGGACGUCCCGAAACAGCCGGGGAGGUGAUACACAUUAAAAUCCGACUGAAACCGGAGGCAUCCGGCACCGACGACCCCGAAAUUAAUUAUUUAUACAAUAUCGCCACCUUAUGUGGAAUUCACCAUGAGCGGAAUGUCUGCUGUCUGAAAAAUCGAGUAUCCUAGCAGCGGCCUCGCUCGCCAUCGAUCGUCGGUCAUCGAUUACGAGGAAUAUCUAUCGCCGACUGGAAAAUCGAUAUUGGAGUGGAAUCAUCGAUUGGAGAACUCGUCCUUGCCUCGAUUGCGUCGAGACACACACUCUCUAGGGUCGACCGAAUUCUCGGGUCGACGUCGCUCGUCCUCGAGCACACUUUGGACUUGGAAGAGAAAUCAACGGGACGGGGCACCCCCACGCCACUGGGCCGACGCCAGCGCCGCUCGCGGACUUCGCCCGCACGAGACUGUCUGCCUGCCGCGUGUCUAUCAUUGGAAUUUCACUGCCGAUAUUCCUAAUAUUAACGUUUAAGCCGCGCUGCGCCGCGCGUAGGCGUCACAGCCGUAGACCUAGCGUUAGCCUACAUUAUAGCGUACUAAAAGCCUAUAUAAUACGAUAUUAUAGGACUCAUGGAUGUAGGAAAUAAGUGUCAGAGUAAGAGCGAGAGACGGUAGAGGUAUCUACAGGGUGUGGCGAAACUCGAUCACGAUUUACACGUCUCUAUCAGAAAUGCGGUCAGAAAAUCUUGUAUUAGGUUGAGGAAUAAGUUUCCGCCGUUUAAUUAUGUUACGUUACGUCAAAAACUACGGGAACUUAUUCCUCGACCUAAUACAUACUAAAAAGAAAAAUUGUACGUCGGUCUUCGACUCCAUUUCCGACGUGAAUAGAAACGUCUAAACCCUGGCCACGAGUUAUCUACACCUUGGGUAUACGCAUAUAUAAUCUCGUCAAAUAUAUGUACAUAUAUUCGACGAGAACGAGAAAGAGAGAGAGAGAGAGCGAGAGAGAAAAUUAUUGGGAGAGAGAAGAGAAGAGAGGUCCAGGGUCGGGUGUUCGAGUUUACGUUCACCAUGCCUGCCAAACAGUCUAUUCGUCUGCCAGUUGUCACUAUUACUAUUAAAUAUAAACGUAUAAAGGGCCCGGGCCGUUUUCUACGAGACCAUCGGGGAUGGUGGAUUUGUUUUGACCCCUUCCCUGAUGAACUUCUCAUCGGUCGGUCGAAAAGCAUCACAUAUUUUAAUUGUCCGUAGUGAGUAUUUUUUUAACGCGCCGAGGGGGACGGAUUACGACAUUGAAAGGUUUUGGGCACAACGGCUUGGCGAGCGUCAGGGAAGAGGUUGAACGCUCGAGAUGAGUUCAAAGGGAUCACCAGUUGUUAUUUUGAGGGAUCUGUACCGAAAACGAGGGUAUUCGAGAUAUGAGCCCACGAAGAGAAAAUCGGCGAGGCAGGAGUUUGCGAGAAAUAUGGUCGACGGUUAUCGUUUGCGCUAUGUGUUAAGGCGAUCCGCACUAUCGGUGACAAUUUGACGAGACUUUGUAACAUGGUUAGAUGAUUCAUUGUUCAGACUAUUCGGCAUGGAUUUUCAUUAUGUUUAUCUUAUGCCAGAUGGGGUGAACAGUUGUUUCGAAUUCGAGUCGGUGAAUUCUAUUCGACGUCAUUGGGGUGCAUCGGCCUUAAAAGAAAUCGUCGGUUGGAAUGUGCGUAGCUGGCUUUUAUCGGUUUCUCAUGAAUGGUGUCAUUGUUUGUGACAAACGACUUCAAGAGUCGUGCGAGUUUGUCGAGGAUUUUCUUGUUGCAAGUCUAACUCUCGAUAAACUCUCCUCGCGAGAAGUUAGCGUCCUCUUGAGUUACCUCGAGACUCGAUUCAUCUCCUCGUCGUUGAUGCAAGAAAUUCUGCACUGCGAAACUCGGAGGAUAAUCCUAGGAAGGAGAGACAGCGGUUUCUCUCUUCGUUAAUGCCGCGUUACUCGGGGUAGGUUGAAGUAAUCGGUUAGCGUGGGUCGUUUACAUUUGUCAAGGGUGGAGUAGAGGAAUCGUAGCUGGCAGGGAAAACAUGAGGAAAACUUUGAGAACUUUCCAUGUGGGAUCUGGUUUGUGACACGCGUCUCUCCAUUCACUGAUAUAAGACACUUGCCCCCGGGGUUUUUCUCGCGUGCACUGAAAAUAUGGAAAAUCUAUUUGAAUGUGUGUUAUCGUAUGGAGGGAUGGAAAUUACCACUAAAUGAGACAGGUUCACUUUAGCGCACGGGAGAGGAGCCCGGAAACGGGAAUCGAAAGAGAAAAUGAAAUAUGCCUUAAAAAUCCAAAGCGGAGGCCAGUGCUCACUACUUCUAACGCCGAUCUCAUUUGUACAUAUGCGACCGAGGUUUGGCGAUUUGCACCUCUUGGCUGGCGAGCAUUUAUUGUUUCGGAAAAGUGUAAUUUUUUUUUUUUUCCCGGACCGGUAUUUUGUCGCGGCCAAUUUUUUGGACGCGGACACGAUCCCGCUUCUAGAUUGGCGAGUCGCGACGAGAGCGGAUUGGAAAAGAGGGGAAAAAAGGGAGACUCCUACAAUUCGCGGGAUUAAAUAAUAAAUCGACCUUGUUCUUAAAUCUGCGAGUCGACUGUUAUUAUAAUCGCAGGGUCACAUCGUAGCCAACUCGAAGACAGAUUCCAUUAGUUCGGGGACAUUUAGCCAGGCAACUCUCUCUCUCCUGUGCAAUUUCAGUAUCUCCUUCGCUGACCUGGACUCGGUUGGGCUGGUCGAACAUAUUUUUUUUACAUUCAUUGAAACAGAAUUGGAAUGAUAAGUGCUGUAAGGAAAUAUCAUUGUAAUUAGGUACAAAUGAGGAAGUAGGUCGCGAGGACAUUAUUCAUAACUUUCCUUGAUGUUACGGAUUAGCAGUGCUCGUUUCACCGGUACGUGCUCUUAGGUGCGUAAAGAAACAGACAGUUAACCUAAAAGUGGUCCAACCGAGCCCUGGUCGUCUUGUCUUUUGUCUUAUUGUUAACAGACAGUGCGUGGACGUCGUUACUAAUGUUAUUUGUGAAAGAUAAAGUUUUCUACAUGCGUUCGAUGUAGAAUCGGGUCGUUAAGAGUGAGAGUACUGUUCUGUCGGAAUAUGUAUAUUUAACAGAUAUAUUUGCAGGUGUCGUGUCUUGACACCGGGUUUCCGUUUUAACUCGUUUCGGUUACUUGUCUUUUAAUUUGGAGACUUUCCGUAUUGGGGGAAGUUGAGGUUAUGGAGUUGAUCGACUUAUGCUAAGUCUUUACAGAGAGUGCUCAAGAGUGUUUUGAGCAGAGCUUACGACGUUAAACGAUAUUAACACUUGAGUUUAGACUGAAAAGUGAUACGUGUCCGUAUUCGUUGUAUUUCGAAUUAGAGAGCCAAGCAAGUGUUGUGCAAGUUGUCCUAACCUCAAAAAUAUAGGUUAGGUUCCUCGUAGGUUUCGUCAGAUUGAAGAUGCAAUAAAUAUUGACACGACUUGGGCCAGUCAAUCUUUUGAGAAAGAAACGGACGUAUAUAUUCGAAAAUUUGUUAUUCAGUACAUCGGACGGAGAAUUUCAAAGUGUACCAUCAUUUAUCAACUUCAAAGUGGAUCGAUUGGUCCUCAAAUAAUGGGAUUAUUCGCAAAAAGCCAGUCUACGUUGUACUGUUCGUUAAUGGAAGUAAUAUGAAUCAAUCUACGAAGUGGAUAAUGCCGAAUCAUAAUAUAUGAAGACUUAACGUGAAGCUGUAGUGGGACUACAAACACUCGGCACGUAGCUAAGUACCUUUUAUUUGCAUAAACAGUAUGCAGGUAAAAGUUACAUAGCCACGCCACAGUUUAUCGAUACAUAUAUCUGUAUAUAUAUUUUAUGUUAAAUAAUUGUGCAGUCUAAAUUUUUGCAAUGAAAGUACAAGAUGGAUCUUUGUAGGCUAGACGUUGCUGUGGAUAUAUAUUUCACUCUGAAAGCAGAACAAAUCGAUAAAUUUAUAAAUGUUCAUAAUGUAGAGUAACGUAUCCAUCAAUAUCCCGAUACGACAAAAUUAUAUAGGUUAUUCUAGAUGACAGUGAAGGAACGAUAUGCCGAAUAGUAGAAUAGUUUGACAUCGGUUGGAGUAUCGCGGGUGUGAUGGCUUUAUUUUGCACAUUUUUUACCACUGUAGACAGACUGGAUUCUCUUAGAGCAGUUGCAAAGGUUUUCCGCUAAUAUACAAGAAAUGGAUUCGAUAUUAGGCGUAACGUAGAUGGGCAAGAAUUACACCAUGGGAUAAUAUUUUUUAUUCGGUGUGAGACAAAGCGUGUCUUACUAGUUUUGACGUGUAGAAAUCACAUUCAAUUGUUAACGCCUCGCAGCACAUUUAGGUUUUCUUUCUCCCUUUAUAAUGGGUUGCACAGAUGAUUUGUUUAAUGGCAAAUUCAAUGAUACUUUUAGAGGUUACUUUUGGCGUUUCUGCAUGAGUUUUAACGGCAAUACAUAGAUGCAGUACAGCAGUUUUGUACACCACGUAGUCGUCUAGUUAACAGAAAGUAGGGCGUAGAAGAAAUUUUUAAUCUUGGUGAAUAAUACGGUGUGCAAACCUUAAGGUAUUCAUUCGAAUUACUAGAGUUUCGUUAAAUUUUCAAACAAAAUGUUUGAGAACAACGCAGGUUGUUUGGUAUGGCACGAGACUUCUCGAUAAUGAUACAGCGCUCUAUAGUGUCCAUUGCUACGCACUGCUCAGAAGAUACGAUCUCUAAAGAAGAAGAUGCAAACGAUCAUACACCCUCGAAAAAAGCUUACUACGCUAGGUCCAUAAAACCAAGGUCAUGCAUUUCUUUCGUUCACAUUCCCAAAUUGACCAAAAUUAACCUGAAUUGUAGACACACUAUUUUAGACACCUUUCAAUCAGUUGAAAAUCCUGCAUUCAAGUUAACAAUGCUAUCACCUGUGUUAUCACCGCCACGACUUUGACAUCUGGGAAACUCAGAAACUAGCUUAAUUCGCGAAUAAUCCCGAGUUCAACAGCCCGGUACUAAACUCAUCAGAGAUCCGAACGCGUUCAACAAAGGCGUCCGAAGUGUCUAAAUUCAGCGGAUAUGAAGAUAAAUAUAUAUACAUAUAUAUAUAUACACAUAUAUACAUAUACUAUGUACAUUAGCCGUUUCCGAAAUUUCUCUCGAUCUUAAUCUCUCCUAUUUAUUUUUGACAAUUAAACGAAACAUUGCGAGAGUACGAUCGGAGGUCUCAGAGAUUUUUCGUAAACAUCCGUUCUCAUCAGCGAAGCUUCGAAGGAAGUUUUCCAGCUCUGAAGUUGUCAUUCGAAGAACCUCUGAGUCUUACUGCGAGCCAUUAAAUACAAUCCGUUUCAAACGUUGCUCGUAUUUUAUUUUGUAAGUAAUAAAAGCAAAAUCAAACUCGCCGAUAAUAUACAACUUAUCGUUACAUACUCAUUGUUGUACUCGUUUGAGGUUAAGUCAUGUUAGGAAUUGGGAAAUUUUAGGGUCUUCGAGUUUCCUUUUUUAUUACUCUACCUUUAUUAAUGUGAAGUUUGCGAGAGGAGUCAGUGGCUCUCAGUCGGAUAGAUUGGAGCUGGGAGAGACUUGGAGUUUCGCCAAUCGGAUUUCCCAGUCGACAAGACUUGCGUUCGUCUGAUGAGCCAAUAAGCGUGUAUUUUCUCCACUGCGUGAAAUGCGGAUCGGUUGUGACGAAGGGCAAGAUUAUUCCGGAGUACAAUACGGCGAAACAAUAAGGUGAUAAUGGCGAUUGUCGCGGGAACGAAGAAACGGCGACGAGUAACGUAGGCAUGCGUGAGACUGCAACGCGUCUUGUAAGAAUUAAGUGUGAAUGUGGAGUGAAUGAGUGAGUCGGCCUAAAUCCUCACGCUGUCUCUCAGAGAGUACUUUUUUAUAUUGAUGUGCCGAGACCCUCGCACGGGAACACACGUUAUCACGUAUUCAUCCCUCAGUGAGAUGCCUUCUCACAGCCCACUAAUUUCUCCCACACCCCCCGGAGCCCAUCGAUGUCCUUCACCGAUGCCACCAUCACCCACCGCCAUCGUCACCGUGCAACUUUGCUUUGUAAGACAUGUUCGUAAGAAAAAUAAAAAGAAUAUUUACUCGA